This is a messenger RNA of Symbiodinium natans, 1224 nucleotides long. NCBI's taxonomy places the organism in Eukaryota, Dinophyceae, Suessiales, Symbiodiniaceae. The record is from the annotation of a GenBank genome assembly.
AUGAGGCGGGGCACUUUGCUGCUGCUUCUGCUUCUAGGGCUCUGGCCACAGAGACACAGACUGCACGAACUGGAGUUCACUCAGUUCACUCCAGCUUGGCAAGCGCGGAGACGCUUACGUGGACUUCGCAGCUUCUACGGCGAUUCUGUCCCCGUGCCCCCGCCAGGGCAUCCCGACUAUCCAGUCGGUGCUGAAGUCCAGCCGUUUGCCAACCAGAAUGGAGGUGUUGACGACACCAUUGCGCCACCACGCCUGUACAUGUACGGUCCAGCGGCAAGCCCGCUCGCGCGGAGCUACGCGGUGGACUGCAGUACAUGGCACACGUCCCCACCUGGGAGUGCGGAGAGGCAGCAACUGGUCGACCAGGUGUUGAUGGUGCUGCGAAAGAACGGCUUCGCCGUGCUGGAGGGCAUGGUCCCCGCAGAGGAGCAGCUGGCCAUGGAGGCGGCGGCGGUGCGCCACUUCGAGGGGCUGCCCAAGGGCUACUUCACCUCCCCGCUCCGCGCCGACCGAUCCCAGGUCCACGUGCCCUACGAGGAGCCGUGGAGCGCGGAGUGGCUGGUGCCCAACGACCUGGUGCUGCAGGUCACAGCCCGGUACGUGAUCAACAACAUGGCCUGCGGUCGCUCUGAGGAGGAGCAGCAGGCUGCCUGGUGCCAGUGGGUGACGCAGGGCUCUGACAUGGAUUGGUUCUACGCCGUGCCGCCUCAGCAAGGUCCCUUGGCUACCGACCCACCACAUGGCUGCACCUGUGUGGGGAAAGCCGAAGAGCUGGGGCCUUGGCUAGGACGGGUGAUGAUCACCAAGACCCCCAAGCAGUCGCCCCUGAUGACGCGUCACCGGGAUAUCAUUUUACCGGGCCCCUUCGCGCAACUGACUGUUGGAGUCCCGCUAACGCCCCUGGUAGCCAACAAUGGCCCCUUAGCGCUGCGGCCUGGGUCCCACCUGAUGGACAGCCCUGGCUACGAAGUGGUUACGAACAUUCCCCAUGGCUCCAUCAUGCUUUACGAUUCCUUUGUCGACCACCGGGCUGUGGAGCACCAUGGCGCAUCCGACCGUUACGUGCUUUACUACGAGUUCGAGACCAGGGGGAUCUUCACCGGCUACGUGGACGGCCACUUCGGGCAAGAGGCCUCCAAGUCCGAGCAUGACUUCCGGGAGGUCGUUGAUCCAGUCCUGCGCGAAUAUGUGGCGCAGCUUCAAGACCAGCAGGUUCUGAGGUAA